Arabidopsis lyrata subsp. lyrata is the source of this 1245-nucleotide messenger RNA. RefSeq lists its product as uncharacterized. Lineage: Eukaryota; Viridiplantae; Streptophyta; Magnoliopsida; Brassicales; Brassicaceae. Gene Ontology annotation, cellular component: peroxisome. Gene Ontology annotation, biological process: regulation of gene expression. The record is from RefSeq and is a predicted model, not a curated record. The coding region runs from base 252 to 1043 and encodes 263 amino acids. The transcript is spliced from 2 exons. Gene Ontology annotation, molecular function: RNA nuclease activity.
CCAUUAGGAUUAUGUGUUACCCCCUUACAUGUGGUAAAAAGUGCUAGCUGUACUUUAUAAAAAGGAAAUUUUCUUAAGCCUUUUGGCUAUUAAUAAUGUAAGCUAAGACAAUCAUCCAUCCGAUCAAUAACGAAUUCUUCGAAUAUUGAAUUCAAAGACUGGAGAGAGAGAUAAUAACCCUGACAGUGAGAUCUCUCUUAUAGCCUAUCGAACCCUAAUACUCUUCUCUCAUUAUCUUCCCAGUCGAAACCAUGAGCGAUAAUCGUUAUUGUACUAACAAGUACAGUCAAUUAUACAUCGCGCCAUCACCAUCACCAACGCCGUCGCCGUCUCCAUCGCCGUCGCCGUCGCCAUCGCCAUCUCCGUCGCCGUCGCCGUCGCUAUCGCCAUCUCCAUCGCCAGUUCCAGUUGAAACCACGAGCAGAGAUUUCUCCAGGGCUAAAAUAGGGGUCUUCUGGGACGUGGAGGAUUCUCCAGCGCCUGAUGGUCACGAUCCUGUUUCGGUUUAUGAGACUGUCGAAACAACUCUUGCUAAUGAGGACUAUCGUGAUAGGACCAUGGAAAUACGGGUUUAUGGUGGGAAGAGUGAGAUUACGGAAACAUUGCGGCGUGAAUAUCUGUAUGCCGGAGUCUACUACCCACCCGAAGUUUCAGGGGGUCCAUGUACGAGAGUUAAUCAGAUGUUAAUCGACAUUCUUAUCUGGACACUAGACCAUCCUGAACCUUCAAAUUUGAUGGUCAUCGCAAAAACCAUCUUAGAAGACACCAAGUUCCCCAGAGUUCUUCAAGUUUUGAAAUCGAGAGAUCACAAUGUUCUCUUCGUACAGCCUGAUACACUCUCAUUAGGACUGCUACGUCCUUUUGUACGCUCGGAAAACCUAUCGACCAACUCAGAAGCUCACAAUGUGUUGACAAUACUUCCGCUUGUUGUAGCGACCAAAGUGGAAGCUCAGAAGAGGUUGCCAGUAAGCUUGAGAGGAAGAAACGUCGGAAGAGCAGAGCUGAUACUGAUUCUAAGGUGUAGCGGAAGGACACAACUAUGAAAGUAGUAGAUUGAACUUUGAAGUAGGUGAAUAUAGACAUAGAUGUGCAAAGAACGAUAAUGAUUACUAUAAUAUGAGAAAAAUGAGGUGUUACAUGUGUGAAUUUAUAUGCUUAUCGUUUAUCAUUGUGAUGGUGAAAUGUAGGAUAGAAAGAUUUUGAAGUUAAGAACAAAUUUUGGAAUGCGACACGCGUUUUUUGAUA